AUGCUCAUCUGCGAGUACCACAAAGGAAGUUGGGGCGACCUGGCCGCGGCAGGCUUGUCUGGGGUCACCACUAAAGCGCUGUUGAAGCUCGUGUUGUGCACGGAACGCUUGGGCUAUGCUGUCGCCGAGCUGCGGAAAAGCUCGAAAUUCUUCGCGCAAAACACGGCGAUUACCGCUCCGUUGCUGGACGCUCUCAAUGGCAACAUUCAACAACAGUCAGUCGACUUCCAAGGCCCUGAUCGGCGUCACUCAUAG
This is a messenger RNA of Phytophthora nicotianae INRA-310, 255 nucleotides long. RefSeq lists its product as hypothetical. The record is from RefSeq and is a predicted model, not a curated record. Bases 1 to 255 code for a protein of 84 amino acids. The transcript has a single exon. NCBI's taxonomy places the organism in Eukaryota, Oomycota, Peronosporomycetes, Peronosporales, Peronosporaceae.